Messenger RNA from Paramecium pentaurelia, 1082 nucleotides. NCBI's taxonomy places the organism in Eukaryota, Ciliophora, Oligohymenophorea, Peniculida, Parameciidae. The record is from the annotation of a GenBank genome assembly.
AUGAAUAUUUACUUGAGCAUUUCCAUUAAUUUGUUGAUUGGAUCAGAUUCUAUAAUCAGUCUCUCAUUGACAAAUUCAAACACCAAUUAUAUAUUAGCAGGAAUAAGAUGCUCAAUAGCUUUAUUGUGUGUAAUUUGUCAUCUUCUAAUCUAUAAAAAAUUUAAACCUUCAGUAUUUACCCUCUGCUAAUAACUAAUACAUUAAAUAUAAAUGAGUUUAGAAAUCAGGUAAGCUUUUUCAAGUUUAGAUUCUUAUCGAUUUUAUAUCUAUUUGCUACUGUUAUAUUAAGAACAAUCAAAUUAAUAACACAAAUAUUUGCAAUAUACUUCAAUAGUUUAUUGUAUGAUACAAAUUCAAAUCAAUAAUAACUUUAUACAUCAAUACAUCUUAACAACCUUAAUUUUAAUUUUAAUAAUCCUGAUUAAAUUGUUGAGUUUAAAAUAAAUAAAUCACAAAUAAGCUACUUCACAUGAAGUAUUACAUUCUUAUAUUACAGUACCUGCAGAAUAGAUUAUGACAAAUAGAAAAAUAGAUUUAAUGUAAAAAGAUGAAUUAAUUUGCAUAACAAAUCAAAUUAAAUAAGGAAUAAUAUAUUUAUCAUAAUCUUUAGACCUUUUAUACAUCAAUCAUAAAGCAUCUAAGAUUUUAACAGCUUAAACUGAUGAUUAAGCAAUGUUAUAAUUCUAAAAAUUUAUAUUACAGUAAAUCUAUAUACAAAUUUUAGAGGUUUAGAAUAAGAAGAAUCUUUAACUAAGUAACAUAAAGAAAUUCAAUGUCUUACAUCAUAAAAACAAUUACCACAGAAGGCUGAUAGUAAAAUGAUAGAAUCUAUAAUUGCAUCAGCAGAAUAACAAUUUAAGAGAUAUUCAUCCCUUAGUGAGAAGUUAUUAGAGUAGUAAUUCAAAUAUAAAAAACAAAAAACCAAUCUUUUAUCAAAACAUGAUUUUAAAUAGUUGCUUUUAUCACUUUUUAAUGAAUCAUAAAUUUCUUCUCUGUAAGUAUUUCUGUUACUGUAGUUUAGAACAUAGGAGUUUUGUCAAAGCUAAUAAAUUAAUAGUUCAUUUCAAUAUUAAUAAUCAUGA